Molecule: messenger RNA, 2802 nt
Organism: Crotalus tigris (Tiger rattlesnake)
Lineage: Eukaryota; Metazoa; Chordata; Lepidosauria; Squamata; Viperidae
Product: nuclear envelope integral membrane protein 1-like
Exons: 3
Coding region: 361-1113 (250 amino acids)
Cellular component (GO): nuclear envelope
Source: RefSeq, a predicted model, not a curated record
UUUGCUCUCCCCCUUUUCUCCCUCUUAUGGCAGAAUCCAGAGAAGGCAGAAUUGGGAGUUUCUAUGUUUGAUAAUUAAAGAUGAAAUAUAAUUGGAUUCUGACAGUGGGACUGUUUGAUGAAUUACUAACAUUUCUGGUUUUUUUCCCACCUGUUCUAAUACCACAUAUUGGAAGAAGCAUAUCUUGUCUUCUAGGAACAUAAUAUUUUUAUAAUUCUUGUUUUCUUGAUAAAAAGUGUGAUGCAUUUCUUCUAGAUCAGCAUGUUGCAGGUUGUACUUGUUUGAUGUUUUGUAAAAUAUGCUGAGUCAGAAGGAUGAAUUCUUGCAUUUUAUUUGCUUCUGGCUUCAGUUUUUAGCUGUAUGAUAAUGUCCAAAUUAUUCAGAACAGAUUUGAUAUUUUUACUGGCUGACUUAGACAAGCUGAAUUAUCCUGAAAGAGUAACUCCUGGUGAUCGUGAAAAUCCAAAUAAAAAUAAUUCUUUUUAUUCCUCCACAGGCUACCUGGUCAUCGUAGGGUGUAUAAGCUUUGCUGUGUGCUACAAAUAUGGCCCUCUGGAGAAUGAACGGAACAUAAAUCUCCUCACUUGGGGUCUGCAGACUUUCGGCUUGCUGCUCCUUUAUAUGAGCAUUCAGAUACGAUAUAUUGGCGUCAUCUUGAUUGUAACUGCAAUCUGCACUAAAAACCUGGAGUACCCUGUCAUAUGGGCCUAUGCCAUCUACAGCAGGAAGCUGUUCACAGCUCCAGAAAAGCCCACCCCACCACGCCUGUUGACCGAGGAAGAAUAUCGGAUCCAGGGGGAAGUAGAGACACGCAAAGCCUUGGAACAAUUGCGGGAGUACUGCCAAAGUCCAGAGUUCUCUGCGUGGAAAGCAGUCUCCCGCAUCCAGACUCCAAAAAGAUUUGCUGAUUUCAUAGAAGGUGCCUCACAUGUCGUUCCCAACGAGGUUUCUGUCCAUGAGCAGGAGUAUGGGUUGGGGGGUUCCUUUCUAGAGAAUCAGCUCUUUGAAGAGGAAGAUGAGGAAGAUGACACCAGUUUUGACGAGGAGGAUUGUACAGAGACACCGUGGCCCCAGAAUCACUUACAUUUUCAAGAUAAAACUGGCCACUGUUGAUGCAAGUGGAUUGAUUGAUGCCCCUUAUUGAGCACGUCUGCUGUUACAAUUGAGGAUUGCUAUAGAAAAGCCUUUUCUGUGUAGCAUUGCUUAAGUAGCAGCGUAGGCUUCACAAUCUCUUGAGAGAAAGGAGUUUGACAGGGCUCUAAAGCCCUGCCAUCUAUUCCAGACCCAUGACACGAUCAUGAACUGCAACAUACUUGGCAUGUACUUCAAGAUCCUUGACUAAAUAUCUUAACUCCAAGCUGGUCAGAACCUACAGCUAUUAGCUGUGAGUAGCCUAAGGAGGAGGAAUAUGGAGAGCUUGUAAAUCGUUACUGAAAGCCAGUGAAAAAUGACAAAUUAUUUUGCCCUGAUAAAAACAGGCUACCUGAAGAAAGGUUUGAAAGUCCAGGUGAAUUUGAUAGAUAUAUCCUGGGAAACAAUAGCUGCUGCCCUUUGAUUUUCCAGGGUACCAACGAAGUUUUGAGAGCGUGCUGCUCUUCCUCCAGUGGCUAUGCUUUUCACUUGUUGGCUUAAAUAUUGUUUCCUGGGUUGAGUACACUGAAGGUGUGAGGCUACUGCUUGUUGCAGAAUGUGUGAUGAGCUUGCUGGGAGCCAGUAAGUCACUAGGUCUCCCAAGGAGAUUCUUUCGUCCUAUACAUGGUAAUUGCACAAAUAGAAAUAUUUUUAAUUAUAUACCUUGAGAAGGGGGUUGCUUCAACUAAAAUACUUCCUGUAGACAUCACAGGAUGUUCCCUGUUUUAACUUAUUUGUGGCCUUUUUGGUGGGGCUGUGUAAAACUGACUGUACCAGAUAUGAGCCACUUUCAAUUUGAAGAAUUAAUUUCUGAAAGGCUGGAGUGGAGGUUCCAGAAUGGUUUGAAGAAAAAAACAAAUCUGAAAUGCUGGAAUUUUUUUUUUACAAAACUGCUUUUUGGGAAUCCAAAACUUUGUGAUCUUCAGCAAACCCACAAUGGCUCAGAUUUAAAUCGUCUUGUUUUUACCUGAAAGUCCUCAAUAAUACUGUAAUCCUGCGAGAAAAUUCAAUUGCAUCUGAAUGAGGACACCGCAAUAAAUUCAUAGUAGGUGCUUACAUGCAAUACCUGCCCAAAAUGUUUGUAUUUAUAGCCAUCCAAUUUUUAUUAACUGAUAAAUUGGUCACGAAGUUGUGCUUUUAAGUUUCUGUUGCUGCCCCCAUCCUUAACAGGAUUGAAAGAGCUCUAAUAAUCCAUUCUAUUUUCAGGCCCUGUCAGCUUCCUAGUCACUAAAGUUUGGUUUGGUUACACUAGUUCAGUUUGGUUACAUAAGGAUCUGUUAUUUUAACUAUCGGUAGGAUUAGAGUUGGUUCCAAAAACCAGAAGACAGGGAAAACCUAUCAAACAAUAAAGUUGACAUACUAUAUUUUUCCUGUCCAUUUGAAGUGUUAAGAAAAAGCUAUGGUCCUUGCUAUAUGCAUGCCAAAUGUGUAAAAUGUUAAAACCAAUCUGAAAUAACGAGGAUAAAAGAUUUAAUUUAUGCAGUACAUCUUUACUUAAUUUGGGAUACAAACCAUGAAGGUGUUUUGAAUAGAAUAAAAUCUUCCCAAAUGGUCAAAGCUAAUACAGACAUAACUGAAUUUUUAGACUGAAUAAAUGGAGAGUACUUUAGUAUUUUCUAACUUGACUUGUGAAAUUUUUUUAAUAAAAGUAUUUUUUUGUAUAGUAGAAAA